AAGCGCGGGAGUCUCGGUUUCUGGUGUCUUAGUUUAGGCGGCUGUGGCCGGGCUACCGUUAGACUUCCAUUUCCCGGAGACUUUAUAGCCUUUUGAGACCAAAUGGCUCCAGGGAAGAGGGAAGUAGUGGGCGGCAAUGGACGACGGACCGCCGCGACCUUAGGCUGUCCGUAGGGAGGGAUCUUGAGGGCCCUCAGGAGUCGCUUGGGCGCGCUCUUUCUUUCUUUGCAGUCAAUCGUGCCUACCACGAGGAUGACCUCGGCCUGGGUCACCUCUUUCGAGAAGCAUCAUCUCUGGAUAUAUCUGCAGGCGCUCAACUUCGAGCCAGGUCCGGCGACCAUUGCCAGCGGAAAGAUCGUGUCGUACACGCACCUUGGAGUGAACAUGUUUGACAAGGUGAACCGUGAUGCUUUUCACAUAGUUUCUUAUUUUUUGUUUGAAACUCUGGACCAUUCUCUCACCAAAGAAGUUUUCAAAUUUUGUUGGCCUCCAUUUGACCAAAAAGGUGAUGCUGAAUUCCGGAAACAUUGCUGUGAGUGGUUAAAGAAGAUUUCUGCUGAAUGUGGAAGUAACUUUCCUCAAGUUGUUGGUUCACUAUUUCUUUCUCCUGGUGGUCCUAAGUUUAUUCAUCUGAUGUAUCAUUUUGCAAGAUUUGUUGCAAUAAAAUAUAUUAAAACCAAUUCUGCAAAUUCUUCUCUACGUUUUACAGAGAUAUUUAAUGUAAAGCCUAAAGAUCUACACAAGUGCAUUGCCAGAAGCCAUGUAGCACGUAACAAAUUUUUACAAAUUUUGCAAAGAGAAGAUUAUGUUACUCGAAAAUAUGAGGAAUAUAUGCAGUUAUCAGUUAAGCAAGUACGAAAUUCAAGGUCUGAAUGUAUAGGACUGCAAAACGAAAUAAAAAAAAUGGAACCCUGUGAUGACCAAAGUAAUAUACAAGAGAAAAUUCAACAGGUUCGGUCUUUGUGGGCUUCAGUGAAUGAAACACUUACGCUUUUGGAAAAAGAGAGAGAAGUUGUUAGUUCAGUCCUUAGUCUUGUUAACCAAUAUGCUUUAGAUGGAACUAACAUUGUUAUUAAUAUUCCAAGGCUCUUACUUGACGAAAUUGAGAAACAAAUGUGUCAGUUGCACAUGGGAAAUGUUUAUGAGGCUGGAAAAUUGAACCUAGUAACAGUUAUUCAGUUACUAAAUGAAGUCUUGAAAGUAAUGAAUUAUGAACGUUGUCAGGCUGACCAAGCAAGGUUGACAAUAGACCUUCACUACCUUGAAAAAGAGACCACAUUUCAGAGGGGAAGAUUAUCACAUCUGAAGCAAAUGAGGUACAAAAUACAAGAAGAUCUCACAACUAUAAGACGUUCUGUUGUUGCAAAGCAAGGAGAAUGGCAUAAGAAGUGGAAAGAAUUUCUUGGUCUCUCUCCUUUUAGUCUAAUAAAAAGUUUGACUCCAGCUGUGGAUCUUUUACCACCUAUGUCUCCCCUCUCCUUUGAUCCUGCCUCAGAAGAAGUAUAUGCAAGGAGUAUUCUUUUUCAGUACCCUGCUUCACUUUCAGAUAGACCUAAGCAACAUAACCAAGAAAAGGGCUGCAGAAGAGACAGUGAUACUUUGGGAGCUGUGCAUCAGCUAGCCAACAGCCUUAACUCUUCCCGGUUGCAGCCAGCUUCAUCAUCAAGUACAGGCAGUGUUACACUACUGGAAAAGGACUUGAAGAUAAGAACUCCCAAAGAGAAAAAUGAAACAGUUUCUAAGAAAAUACGAGAAUUUGAAGUGGAAGAUUCUCCAUUAUCAGAUAUUGCAAAGAAUAUAGAAAAUAGUGUAUUUGGAGGAUCUCUGCCAACCAAAAAAAAAGAUCCAUUCCAAAAAGAGCAAGAUCAUCUGGUGGAAGAGGUUGCCAGGGCAGUUUUAUCUGAUUCGCCACAGCUUUCUGAAGGAAAAAAAGCAGAAUUAGAGGAACUAAUUGACUCUCUAGUUUCUAACCCCUUCUUAACAAGAAACCAAAUUCCCCGUACUCCAGAAAACUUGAUAACUGACAUUAGGAGCUCAUGGAGAAAAGCUAUUGAAAUGGAAGAUAACAAAAGUGAAGAACCAGUUCAAAUGAAUACUAAACAUAGAGAAGUAUUAUCAGAAUCAUCACCCGUGUUUCGAAAUCAGAGAGAAUUUAGUAUGGCCAGUUUUCUCUUAGAAACCACUGUAUCAGAUAUUGGCCAGUGUCUUUUGUCUGAAGAGAAAGUUGUUUCAGAUUGCACGUAUGUACCUCAGAAAUAUGCGGUGACCAGAGACAUAGGUGAACCACCAACACAAAGUCAGUCAGAUUUAUUAAGUAAGAAAAUCACUUGUAAGCAAGAUUUGGAAUGUACAGUUUUACCAACCAAGCUGUCAGAAACUAGCCAAAUAGCAACAUACUCUCCUGCCGUAGGUAGUAGGAUAGAUGUGAUGGGCAGCAGUGAAGAGCAGCAUAGUAAACUAUUAGACCACUCACAAGCUUCUAGUAACAAACCUUCCAUGAAUAAAACUACAUUAUGGGACUCUCUUCAAAUAUCAAGUAGUAUUAGAUCUGAGCAUUUUAAGGAUAUUGAUUUUGGCAUAUUAUGUGAAACUCUUCCAGAAGAAGUUGGUCACCUGAGUCUCAAUAGCUCCAGUAGUUCAGAGGCCAAUUUUAAACGGGAACCAAAUAGUCCUGUGCACAGUAGUAUUUUUCCAGAAGAUACGAAGGGAGAAAGACCAACUACUCCAGAAUCAGACUUCAGUUUACAGGCUAUUUGUAGUAGGUAUGAGGCUCUGAAGAAAUCUCUUUCCAAGAAAAAGGAAGACUCCUACCUCUGUAAUCCUGAAACACUUGAAAGACGAAAACCAGAAUUGAGCCCCACUCCCCAAGAUGUGCAAACAGAUGAUAUUUUUAACUUUUUUGACACUCAUGAUUUGCAUGUUGAGUAUACAAAACCAUCUCUUGGUCAGAUUGGUCAAAGAAAACAGUCUCUUUCACCACUAAUUAAGUUUUCUCCAGUGGAGCAAAGAUUGAAUACCACAAUACCAUGUAGUCCUGGAGAAAUACUACCUAAUUUAAAAGGAGACAUCUUGAAUAAGAACCUUGAUGCAAAAGAAUCUCCAUCUGAUUUGACAAGAUGAAGCAGUUCUCAAUUAAUUUAACUAUCAUGCACUUAAAUUGAAGCAGUGUCACUGAAUAGAAACUGAUUUAUAACGUAAAUAUUCAUUAGAAGUGUAAUACUUUUUUUCAAGGUUUAAAAAAUCCUAAAUACCUUUUAGUCUCCUGUAAUGUUUUUAGGUGAGAAGAGUAUGUUUGGAUUUUUUUCUCUGUAAGGAUAGAGGGGUGAAUGUGAAGUAUCUAGAAAGCAAAUGUCAACUUAUGGGAAGCCAUUUUGAUUUCUUGAAUAAUCUUGUAAGCAUUAAAUACAAAAGUUGUAAGUUUAAUUUAUUAUGUUAUAAUUUCAGUUAACGUAGUUUUUGUUGUGCUUUCACUUAAGUGGUUGAUAUAAUAGCCGUUGAAUAUAAUGAUCUUUCACUUUAGAGAAAAAUAUAACUUUUAUUGUUUCUUUAUGGAACAUUCCGGUACUAACCAGAAAAAGUGAGAAAGUAGUGCCUUAGGAUGUGUAGUCAAGAUGACAAAUUUUAAGACUGGGAAAGCUCUAAAUAGGUUUAAUGAUUAUCUAGUGGAUUGAUCCUGAAAAGUGACGUUUGAUGGAAUAAAGUGCAUGUUAUGAUAAGUGAAGACUGGGGCAGAAUGAUUUUUAAGAAGGAAAAAAGAUGGAAGAAGAUGACUAGACACUUUCAAGGAACACUGCAAACUAUAAAUCCAUUCAGUGGGUUGUUUAACAUUUAUAUUUAGUCUAAUUUAGACUUUGAGAAUUUAAUCCUAGUUUUAUAUUUUAACAAAAAUAUAAAUUAAAAAGUCAUUAGUCUG
Messenger RNA from Nycticebus coucang (slow loris), 3913 nucleotides. RefSeq names its product HAUS augmin like complex subunit 6 (gene HAUS6). Gene Ontology annotation, molecular function: microtubule binding. Gene Ontology annotation, cellular component: mitotic spindle microtubule; HAUS complex. The coding region runs from base 253 to 3120 and encodes 955 amino acids. Lineage: Eukaryota; Metazoa; Chordata; Mammalia; Primates; Lorisidae. The record is from RefSeq and is a predicted model, not a curated record. The transcript is spliced from 17 exons. Gene Ontology annotation, biological process: spindle assembly.